Molecule: messenger RNA, 991 nt
Organism: Peromyscus californicus insignis
Lineage: Eukaryota; Metazoa; Chordata; Mammalia; Rodentia; Cricetidae
Product: elongin-C-like
Exons: 1
Coding region: 111-449 (112 amino acids)
Biological process (GO): ubiquitin-dependent protein catabolic process
Cellular component (GO): elongin complex
Molecular function (GO): protein-macromolecule adaptor activity
Source: RefSeq, a predicted model, not a curated record
GAACAACAACGCACUUCCUACUGACAUAAGUUAUUUGCAGAGCGUGUCUUCGCCUUGCCAGGAAACUACUAAAGUUCCUGUGGGAUCAAGUAGAAUUUUAUAAGAACAUAAUGGAUGGAGAGGAGAAAUCCUAUGGUGGCUGUGAAGGCCCUGACGCCAUGUAUGUCAAAUUAAUAUCUUCUGAUGGGCAUGAAUUUAUUGUAAAAAGAGAACAUGUGUUAACAUCAGGAACAAUAAAGGCCAUGUUGAGUGGACCAGGGCAGUUUGCUGAGAAUGAAACCAAUGAGGUCAAUUUCAGAGAGAUCCCUUCGCAUGUGCUAUCGAAAGUAUGCAUGUAUUUUACCUACAAGGUCCGCUACACUAACAGCUCCACCGAGAUUCCUGAAUUCCCGAUUGCACCUGAAAUUGCACUGGAGCUGCUGAUGGCUGCGAACUUCCUAGAUUGUUAAAUAGAAUAAAUUAUAAUAAACUGUUCAUUUUUUCAGUAUUUAAUACCUGUAGUUCAGUUAGUCAUUUUUCCACAUAUAGCAUGUUGCCUGUAUGAAAUUGAACUCUAAAGUUAAUUGCUGAGCAGAUUCCUACUGUCAUUUGCAUAGCAGAGUUGAAAUUUGUUUGCUACAUCAACAAAUUAAGGACGUUCACAAGCCAAGAAAUAAACAAAUAAUGCCAGUUUGUAGGUGGUUUGCUUUCUCCUUUGGAUGUGACCUUUAAAAUUAUAAGUAAUAUAGCAAAUUAUCCUGGAAUGUAAGCAUAAAUGAGCAUAUUCUACAGGUAAAUACAGGGGCUAAGUAUUUUAAGUAUUUUUAUGUUUUUAGUGUUUUUUUUAAGAACCAGUUCUGAUCUUACAGCCACUGAGCAUUACUAGAGUUAUGCAAAUAAUUACAUGAAAAAACAUGUUUAUAACUUAGCCAAACCUUGAUUUUUGUAACUCAGAAUAAGAGUUGAAAUUUCUUAUGUGUUUUUUGAUAAACUGCAAUAUUGUUUAAUUGCA